AAACGGAUGUCUCAUCCCGCGCGCCUUACUUCAGCCUCACGAUAGUAACACACGCGUAAGUGAGCCCUAUACCUAGCUACUCCUCAAAGUGUCCGUACCUAUCUUAGCGCGAUGUGGUGUGGUGUAAACCCUCUAUCCCUGUGGAUACUAUGUUACUGGUGUGUCCUCGGCACGACUGACACAGUCAACGAUAAUAAAGAGGCGGAUAUCAAAAACAUUCCAUUACGACAGAAGAGGACGACAGACGGUGGGCGUUUACCGCCACUCCCAAUGACGCAGCACUCUGGUUCUGUUCCAAGUGGGCGUAGCGGCCAGGCUUCAUAUGAUUAUCAACAUGGCGGAGCAAGCUUCGACACUUCCGAUUCACACCAAACUGCUUCGAGAAGAGAUCAAGUGGACGACGAAAUUAGAACUAGAAUGGUAUUCAACACCGCAAACUAUGAUGUUCAUGCAGAACUCGGAGAGAGUACGUAUACUCCUAACACACACGCUUCAACCGGACAUACGGCUACUACCAGAGAUCAAGGUACGCAGACCGGAGACGACAGUAGAACAACUGUAACACAGUAUUACGUCACACGUGAAGGAACAGCACAACGGAUAGGAACCAAUGAAGAGCUUGGGACCGGAAACGAGGAAGUAGAUUCGACGCAGUAUAAUUCUGAGGUACAAGUUCAGUAUCCUUACAACUCUAGAACACCGACUCGAGGACAGAGUUCACGAACACAGACGAGUCACAGUCAAACAGCUCAGACACAUGGCCAAACGACCCAGGGGCGCCGUGAUCAUGGCCAAACGACCCAAGGGCGCCGGGGUCAUGGCCAAACCAUGCAGGGGCGCCGUGGUCAUGGUCAAACCACGCAGGGAGAGACGAGUUAUAACUACAACAGUCGGAUCCGGACAAACCCUGGACAGAGCCAGAAUCCUGUAUAUAACACAGGCACCCAGCCAACCAGGGUGCGGAGCAAUACGCCUGUGUAUCAGGAAUCGGAAUCAGGUACUCAGACUUCCCCGUAUCAAACCCAGCACCCGACACGCACGGGCACGUCCUACUCGACCGAGACACGUACAACUCAAACACAGACGUACCGUCCGUACCAGACAGGUACUACCUACACAACGGGGGCCCGACAAGGAGGCGGAUAUGGCACCCUGGGACAGGUCUUCAAUCUCAACACCAACAACAACCGACAAUACACCACAUCCAACAGCAGACGGUACCCAAACAGAGGCGGGUACGUUUCUGGCACCAGUGCAGUUCCCAACACUGGAGUCAUUUCUGACGAUCCGAACUGUCCGACCUCCACAUACCGGGUGUAUAUCAACAAUAUGGAGUGUACUCGGGCAGUGGAUACACUCGGGUCUUUCAUCUGCUACAACUACGAACGGGUGUCACGUGACUGCUGCGAGAAGUGUCUGUCCAUCAAACGUUCGAACAGCAGAGGCUGUGAGUACGGAGACCGGUCGUACCAAUGUAGAAACAUGGAACCAUUCGACUGUUAUGCUCAACGAAACCGCGAGAUCUGCUGUGAUACGUGUAGCCGCUACGAGUCACAACGUAAUACAGGUAUUUCUGGUUGCGAAUACGGAGACCUUACGCCUCGUUGUCAGAUUGUGAGCGAGAGGCGCCACCUUUGUUAUCUUCCGGAGAACCAGCGGCUGUGUUGUCUGACAUGUCCUAGACUAGAGGACACGUCAAACCCAACAUGUAAAUGGGGGGACCAGAACCCCCAGCUGUGCGAACCCUUCACCCAGGACAACCAGCUACGCGUCAACUGUUACCAGACGUCUGUCCGACAGGUGUGCUGCAGCACGUGCGAAAGGUUGAGGGCAAGGAUACUUGUGAACAUCCCAGGCUGCCAGUUUGGUGACCGCCCAGUGCGGAUGAACACUCCCCUUGGAAUGUUGUCAUGUCGGGAAUACGUACGUCAGUACGGCGUCGAGGUGUGCGAAACCGAGGCUAUCAACACGCACUGUUGCCACACGUGUUACCAGUACCGUGCACUCAGCAGGGGAUAGUUUAACACAAUGUCAUUGGUCAAAAUCAUUCAAAUGUUUCUUCGCUAGAUUUCUAAUAUUUUGGGAUCGUAAACAACGAGUUUUUCUGAAACUUGUGCACAAUUAAGUUAAAAUUACUAGAUCAUUAUUAAUCAAAUUUACGUUUUAACUACGUGUACCUUUGCUAACUGGCAACGUUAACGUUUCAAAUGCAUAAAUAGGAGAUACGUUUGAUGUUUGCUGGAAUUUCCGUCUCGUCCUCACUGUUAAGUUGUACUCAGGAGUCUCAGGUUCUGCGAUAACUGUGUCAAUUAAAGACUUCAGAGGCACCUCUAACCUCUUUGCUGUAUAUAGUACCUGCUGUCGACACGACUCGAAGUAAAAUCACAAAUUAUUUUUUUAACGUCUAAAGAUGUAUAAGGGAACUUGGAUAUUAAACAGAGUGUACCACAAGUGUUAAGGGAAAGAACGGUCCAGCUAGGCGUAAACCUAAUUGUUCUUGGAUUAGCAGUGUUUCAGUGCGUGUGGGUGAAAUAACACUGCCAAAGAAAAUUAACUACACGCCAAAGUCAAUUUGGAAGUUGUGUUUUUUCACUGGCCUUCGUGUAUCUACUAGUUGUGUUUCGAAGGCGUUUAUGAGCCCCAAUAUUACUUCAGCGUUUUAAAUUUUUGUAUCUGUUUCUUAUUUGGAAGCCUUCAGAUAGCCUUCCCGUAUAUUUUACAUCUGCAACUUCAACACGAGUUUUAGUUCACCGUUAACUGACACAUAUAACGACUCUACAGCGCUUCCUGUCCUUAGUAGUCGUCCCGGAAUACGUAUGUAUGUCGGGUAAGGUAGGUACCCUAAAAAUCGAAUAGCAAUCAUUUCUCCAAAUAAGUCUGUUUUUUCUACCUUUCAAUGUCUUGAAUCAACAAUAACUUUGUUGUAAGAAAGCAUACGUAUAUUUUUUUCUCGUAUACUAACUGAAAAAUUACGCAAAUAUUCGUGUUCCCUACUAGCAUAUCCGACUUCGUUUUUUACACGUGUAUUGUAUAGGGCUGUAAAAAGAAUUACUUACAACGAGAAACUGGAGGUACUUUGUAGGAGAGUGCUUAUGUGAGGUCAAUGUCAAGAACUUAAUUAUUCUGUGAAGACGAUCAUAUUAGUGGUGACGUCACACACACUAUGUCACGACCUCGGUACAAUUACCACGGUCCACGUGUAUUCUUGAAUCUCAAGCACUUUCCGUUUUGUUUUGUCAAGAGAGUAGGCUAAAUGAGAGCAGACAGAGUGGGCCUCUCAGUCUUUGUAUCCAGACGUAAUGAGCUUGUUAAGACCAGAUGCUAAAGGGAAUAAUGAAACGAGAGCGAACGACGCAUUUUUUGUUGAAGAGCAUAUCGCAUAUCAAUAAGCAGUAUCCUUCCCAUGUAACAAUCGGUAGUAAUUUUCAUCUAUACAGUUCCGAACCAUGAACGUUGUCUGUUACUGUUCCACAGAAAAGUUCGUCUACAACAGUUCCGCAGUAAAGAUCGUCUGUUACAGCUCCGCAGUAAAGUUCGUCUUUAACAGUUCCGCAGUAAAGUUCGUCUGUAAGAGCUCCGCAGUAAAGUUCGUCUAUAACAGUUCCGCAAUAAAGUUCGUCUAUAACUGUUCCGCCGUAAAGUUCGACUCUAACAGUUCCACAGUUAAGUUCGUUUAUAACAGUUACGUAGUUAAGUUCGUCUGUAACAGUUCCACAGUUAAGUUUACCUACAACAGUUCCACAGAAAAGUUCGUCUAUAACCUGUCCGCAGUUAAGUUCGUCUGUAACAGUUCCAUAAGAAAGUUAGUCUCGACAGUUCUUCAGUAAUGUCCGUCUGUAACAGUGCCACAGUAACGUUCGUCACUCACAAUUCCGUAAUAAAGUCUGUCUAUAUGUGUAACAGUUCUGCAGUGAUGUCCGUCUGUAACAGUUCCACAGUAACGUUCGUCUGUCACCAUUAUGUAAUAACGUCUGUUUAUAUAUAUAACAGUUCCGCAGUAGCGUCAGUCUGUCACAGGUCUACUGUGUAUGUAGCGUCCGUCUGAAACAGAAUGGUUUUAACGUUCGUCUGUAACUUUAGUAUGGAACAGUUCGGACGCCAUGAACGGUACUACGAGUAUGUAACAGUUCGGACGCCAUGAACGGUACUCCGAGUAUGUAACAGUUCGGACGCCAUGAACGGUACUACGAGUAUGUAACAGUUCGGACGCCAGUAACGGUACUACAAGUAUGUAACAGUUCGGACGCCAGCAACGGUACUACGAGUAUGUAACAGUUCGGCUGGCCAAUCUUUCAGUUCGGCGUUAAGUAAUGAUAUUUAGUUAAAUUUCGGCUGUAGUUGCCGUUUGUUUUCGCGUUUUAAUAUAUAAUGUAACCCGUCCGACCGUCCACUUAGUUUUAAUGUGAGCGUCACUAAGAUGUCUAUUAAAAUAUUGUUCUCUUCAUCUAAAAUACCUGUACGUUUUUGUGUGUAAAAUUACCUAUAAGUUUAAUUCUAAUGAUGUCGUUAAACGUGGGGAAUUUAAUCGAAAAUACAAUGUAUUUAGGAUAGGGGCUAUUGAGCUCUUAAACAUGUACAGUCAUUCUAUUUGAAAAGUAUAUAUGUUUAUAUUAAAAUAAAGAAGUAUGAU
Molecule: messenger RNA, 4630 nt
Organism: Mizuhopecten yessoensis (Yesso scallop)
Lineage: Eukaryota; Metazoa; Mollusca; Bivalvia; Pectinida; Pectinidae
Exons: 8
Coding region: 112-2019 (635 amino acids)
Source: RefSeq, a predicted model, not a curated record